Colletotrichum acutatum is the source of this 255-nucleotide messenger RNA. RefSeq lists its product as uncharacterized. NCBI's taxonomy places the organism in Eukaryota, Fungi, Ascomycota, Sordariomycetes, Glomerellales, Glomerellaceae. The record is from RefSeq and is a predicted model, not a curated record. The transcript has a single exon. The coding region runs from base 37 to 204 and encodes 55 amino acids.
GCAGAAUCAUGGUGCGAAUUGUAUGAGUAUUCGUUGAUGGGAGAAAAAUGGACUGAUGUGAAGCCUUGCUAUGCCCCAGGACUGGUGGCGUUGAGAACCUGCUUGACGAUCUCACUCAAGACGACUCAAUUUUCAAGAUUGUCGGCACUUCGUGCCGUCGUACUGCGGCAUUGCGAUCCGUCUCAAAAUUUUAUGUCAACAUAAGUGCAGAGGUAAAGGACCUCUGAAGGAAAAUCCUCCGUUCAAGAAGCGUUC